UGGUAAUCGAUUAGCCUCGACUUGUUGUCUGCAAUGAUGGCUGGGAAAUCAAUCGUCGAUAUCAUUUAAUGUUUUUUCCUGUUUGUGUAGCGUUUGAUGAACAGUCGUGCAAUGGACCGUCUAACGCCUUUUGCAAACGAUCCUUUUGACAAGCCACCGUGCAGAGGCUGCUCCUCCUACCUGACAGAACCUUACAUCAAGUGCGCAGAAUGUGGGCCGUCACCUGUCUUACUGUGCCUCCAGUGCUUCACCAGAGGAUUCGAGUACAAGAAACAUCAGAGCGAUCACAAGUAUGAAAUAAUGACGUCAGACUUUCCAGUCUUGGAGCCUGGCUGGUCAGCACAAGAGGAGAUGGCGCUAUUAGAAGCUGUCAUGGACUGUGGCUUUGGAAAUUGGCAAGACGUUGCUUACCAAAUGCGCACAAAAAGCAAGGAGGAAUGUGAGAACCACUACAUGAAGAACUUCAUCAACAACCCGCUUUUCUCCUCCACGUUACUCAGCCUGCGGAAGACAAAAGAUUCCCACUUUGCAGAUGGUGCCAUUCCCUUUAAACCUACUGAUGAUCCCCCACGGCCCACGUUUGACUCGGUGUUGUCUCGGGACAUGGCAGGGUACAUGCCCGCCAGAGCAGACUUCAUGGAGGAGUUCGACAACUAUGCUGAGUGGGAUCUGAAAGACAUUGACUUUGUCGACGAUGACUCUGACAUUCUACGUGCGCUCAAGCUUGCCGUCGUCGAUAUUUAUCAUUCACGACUGAAGGAGAGGCAGCGGAGAAAAAAGAUUAUUCGGGACCACGGACUUAUCAACCUUCGCAAAUUUCAAAUGCUGGAGCGCUGUUACCCCAAAGAGGUGCAGGAGCUGUACGACGCCAUGCGGCGCUUCGCCAGAGUGACGGGACCCACGGAGCACGACAAGUUCAUUGAAAGCCACGCGCUGGAGUUCGACCUGAGGAAGGAGAUCCGCCGGCUGCAGGAGUACAGGAAGGCCGGCAUCAAGUCUUUCUGCGGCGCUAAAGUGUACGAGCGGGUGAAGAGGAUGCGCGAGGACGAGCGGCGGAAGAGGACCAUGCUGUGUGACGUGCUGCAGUACAUCCAAGAUGGCCGAGCGUGUCAGCAGUGGCUCAGCAAACAAGCCGCCAUAGACGCUGGCGUCACUCCUCCUGUCACAACAAUCACAGUUUCAGCGACGGGCAGAAGGAGCGCCCCCCCGCUGAACCUGACCGGCCUCCCGGGCACGGAGAAGCUGAACGAGCGGGAGAAAGAGCUGUGUCAGGUGGUGCGUCUGGUGCCGGGGGCGUACCUGGAGUACAAGCAGGCGCUGCUCAACGAGUGCCGGCGACAGGGAGGGCUGCGGCUGGCGCAGGCUCGGGCGCUGAUCAAGAUCGACGUGAACAAGACGCGGAAGAUUUACGACUUCCUCCUCAAAGAAGGAAGCAUCACCAAAGCCUGAGAGGGCUUCUCCGCUCCCGGUCAUGGAGUCGCAGGUUGAAUUCCAGGAACCUCUGCUGGGACUCUCGCCGCCAUCUUGGCAGCAAACUCCACAAAAUCAAAACACUGUUUUAAUGUUUUAUUGUGUUGUUGUUGUUGUUGUCCAGAAUGAUGCUGCUCUGUUGAAGAAGUAUUGAUCUUGAUGUCUAGGAUUUAGUAGAGAUUAACAUUAAACCACUUUCAAGC
Synchiropus splendidus (mandarinfish) is the source of this 1673-nucleotide messenger RNA. It is a transcript of the gene tada2a, whose product is annotated as transcriptional adaptor 2A. The record is from RefSeq and is a predicted model, not a curated record. Gene Ontology annotation, molecular function: zinc ion binding; protein binding; chromatin binding. The transcript has 15 exons. Gene Ontology annotation, biological process: chromatin remodeling; regulation of transcription by RNA polymerase II. Lineage: Eukaryota; Metazoa; Chordata; Actinopteri; Syngnathiformes; Callionymidae. Bases 97 to 1449 code for a protein of 450 amino acids. Gene Ontology annotation, cellular component: nucleus; SAGA-type complex.